Messenger RNA from Sceloporus undulatus (fence lizard), 1619 nucleotides. RefSeq names its product ethanolaminephosphotransferase 1-like. The record is from RefSeq and is a predicted model, not a curated record. Bases 203 to 535 code for a protein of 110 amino acids. Lineage: Eukaryota; Metazoa; Chordata; Lepidosauria; Squamata; Phrynosomatidae. Gene Ontology annotation, cellular component: endoplasmic reticulum membrane; Golgi apparatus. Gene Ontology annotation, molecular function: ethanolaminephosphotransferase activity. The transcript is spliced from 4 exons. Gene Ontology annotation, biological process: phosphatidylethanolamine biosynthetic process.
GCGGGGGAACGCCUAGAUCAGACGGCGCCCUGGCAGUGGCUGCUGCUGGGCACCAAAGCAGCCCAGUCUCCCGGGGAGUGAGGCUCCUGCUGCUGCUUCUGGCCCAGGCGGGAUCUGGGGCUCCUUGCGGCUGGCCCUCUUCCUGCCUUGGAUCACCCCAGAGCCUGGCGGAGGAGGAGGAAGAGCAGGCGGAGGCCCCGCCAUGUGGCCCUAUGUGACGCCCCAGCAGUUGGAGGGCUUCCGUCAUUAUAAGUACAGUGCUGUGGACACAAAUCCUUUAUCCGUCCAUAUUAUGCAGCCAUUAUGGGACAGAAUAGUAAAGAUAGUACCCUUGUGGAUUGCUCCUAAUCUUUUAACCUUUGGUGGAUUUUUGAUGAUUUUAAUUAAUUUUUUAAUAUUAUCUUUUUAUGACUGGGACUACACUGCAUCAGGUUCCGGCGGUGGGUUGAUUCCAACAUGGGUUUGGGUGUUUGGUGCUUUUGCUACUUUCUGUUCUUAUACUUUAGGUAAAGUAUUAUCGGUGUAUACAGUGUAAAGCUAAAUCUUCUGUGGAUAUUUUUAUCUAGUUCAUGUGUAACACUACCAAGGCACCCAGAAUUGGAAAAGACCUGUGAAUUUUAGGGUUCUAAAAGGAAAAUACCUUUUUAUAGUCCCUACAUUCUUUGUAACCAGGGUUAACAAUGGGUAAGACACAACAGAGAAUGCAUGUAGAAGAGAGUGUUUACACAGAGAAAGGGCACCUUGAAGGAGCAGAAUCUUGUUGUCUUCUUCUGAUCCUUUAAGUCAACAUAAUGAUAUUUGCUUAGUCCUUAUAAAAUCUGUCCAGUGUGCUUAAAAAUGAACUUUUUGAGUGCUCACUUAGACUUAAGACUUAGUAGAUAUGUCCAAUAGGGCUAACAUGAAGAAGAAAUUGGGCAGAUAUAUGGAAGAAAAAGCAAUCCUCAUUAUCAUCACUAGGCAGAAGUCAGAGGAUUAAUAAAUAAUAAAUAAAGGCAUAAAUAGUAGCACAUUCAGUAAAACAUAGUGCAAAAUAAGAUACCAACAAAAAUGUCCAGACAUGAAUUGUUGACCAGCUUUCCAGGUACCUCAGCUUACCUCCUCUGUGAGCAUCUAUUUGGAGGAAUGAAACAAAAAGACCGGAUCACUCGGACUGUUACAAGUCUUACUUAAUUGAAAGUGAAAAGUACAGGAAACAGUUUCUGUCAUGAGUUUACAUUUAAAAAUUACAAAGCUUUAAAGUGGUGAUGUUGUCCGUCUGGUUCUACUCCGGUGAAAUGGAGAGCAUGAUGGAAAUGUGUGCACACAGUUUCUUUAAUUAAAACAAAACAUCUUGAAACUCCUUAAACAAGGAUGCAUUUAAUGAUCAUCCCAUUUAUUUCUUAAACUGCAGAGAGGCAAUUAGUAAGCUUUUAGUUUUAAACUAGCCCAUGACUAACUUUGCCCAUUGAUUCCAGUGGUAUUAAAAUAUGAGUAACUUUCUUUGGCCUCAGUCUAUAGUAUGGUUACAUACAGUAAAUUAUGAGUGAAUUAUAUUUUUCAAAGUGAAUUAUUGUUUCUCCUUUCUCUGAAGAACUUUGUUUCACACACUCUGUUGGUGAAGUAGGGCAGUAAAACAUAUU